AUGGCGCCUGAGCGGCAGAAUUUGCACGCCUGGCAGCCUGCAGCGCAGCAGCAGACGCUGACGCAGAUCCUGCAGCAGCUGCAGCAGCUGCAGCAGGUGCCGGCGCAGCUGCAGCAGCUGCAGCAGCAGCAGACGCAGAUGCAGCAGCAGCAGACGCACAUGCAGACGCAGCUGCAGCAGGUGGAAGGAGCGCUGAUGCAGCGCAUCGCGGACGUGGACCACAACGCGCACACCCGCGUCAUCAACAGCCAGCUCAAUGGGCCGCAGCAGGUCGGCUGGGUCCGGAACGACGCCGGGCAGGAGCCGCAGCAGCCCCCCAUGACGCGUGAAGCCCUGCGCACCAACAUGAGCGGCGCCGCCGUGAACGCCGUCCUGGGCCACUACGGCCUGCCCGUGCAGGGCACCGUGCAGCAGCGCCGCAACAGGCUGCUGCACCACCUGGGCAUCACUGUGUGA
Molecule: messenger RNA, 456 nt
Organism: Monoraphidium neglectum
Lineage: Eukaryota; Viridiplantae; Chlorophyta; Chlorophyceae; Sphaeropleales; Selenastraceae
Exons: 1
Coding region: 1-456 (151 amino acids)
Source: RefSeq, a predicted model, not a curated record